Austrofundulus limnaeus is the source of this 2066-nucleotide messenger RNA. RefSeq lists its product as uncharacterized. NCBI's taxonomy places the organism in Eukaryota, Metazoa, Chordata, Actinopteri, Cyprinodontiformes, Rivulidae. The record is from RefSeq and is a predicted model, not a curated record. Gene Ontology annotation, molecular function: oxidoreductase activity, acting on paired donors, with incorporation or reduction of molecular oxygen, reduced ascorbate as one donor, and incorporation of one atom of oxygen.
CUCCGGUUAUUGAAGCCACAGCUCAGUCAUUUAAUUAAAAAUAAAAUUUCUGUUUCGGUGGUGUAACAUGGUGGUGAGUUCAAUGUCUCCGCUCCGCUGUAGGAAAAUGGAGAUUCUGUCUGCGCUGUUUCUGUUCAUCAUUAUUGUGAAAGUUGAUGUGACAGAAGAAGUGAAGGUACCGGGGCAGAGACGGGUCACACUGGCCGAAGAAGACGAGUCCCCCUGGGUUGACCCCAGAAAACCCCCCAGUCCUCAGCCUGGAGCCGGACCGGAGCCUGGCGAUGCUGCGUCCGGGUUCACGGUCCCAACUCUGGACGGGAAGUUCUCCUACAAGCCCGGAGCCCUGAAAGGCUCUCUGCUCCUCCACGCCUUCACCAACAAGUCCGCGUUCCUGGAGUGCCUGUGGAGCUCCGAGGCGUCCCUGACCAGUCUGGUUGAAGGUCUCCCGGACAGUUCUCAGGUUCUGGUUCUGUCCCAAGACGACUCGGCGCUCAGCGAUGUUCUGUGGAUGAGAGAGCAGCUGCAGCGGGUCGCGAUGCGCAGGGCUGGACAGCAGGUGAGGGUCUCCUUCCAGACGACUCCGUCUCCAAACUUCUUCUUCGGUAUUGACCAGCAGGGGGCGCUGGCUGAGACGGGCUGGUUCCUCUACCCCUCCUUCAGUUUCAUUAACUGGCAGGCCCAAUGGUUUGAAUUCUCUGCAAAUUUGCAGCUYAAACUCCAAAGUCCUGCAGAGGUUAUUUGUGUGUUUGACGAAGUCACGAUGCAGGGCGACGAGGGCGCCGUGGCCACAGUCGACCUGCCUUCAGACCUGCAGGUCUUUGACACCCUGCAGCUGGACGCGUCUCUGUCGUGUCCCGGCAGGAGGGACUCGUCCUGCGCCCACUGGGACCACACGGUUCAGCUGUUCGUUUGYUGCGAUCAGCAGAGCCCCUACUGCAACACGGAGCUGGGCCGGUGGAUCACCGCCUUCCGCAGAUGCUGGCGUGGAGAAGCCCCGCCCCUUCAGAGUCAUGUCUCUGUACGGCGGGGGAAUCUUCGACAACAACUACAACAAGCGGUUCAACACGGUGAAAUUUUCCGUCCCGCCAUCGACCCAGAAGGUGGAGCUGUACGCCGUCAUCACGGGACACGGCAGCGAUGAGAACGGCUGUGGAGAGUUCUGCGUCACCUCGCACCACUUCCUGAUCAACGGAUUUUAUAACAACUCUCAGAUAUUUGACUCUGCAGGAUCGGCUCUGGGCUGCACGCUGCGGGUCAGAGACGGCGCGGUGCCAAACGAACACGGAACGUGGCUGUACGGGCGAGGGGGCUGGUGCGACGGUCUGCAGGUCGACCCCUGGAGGGUGGACGUCACCAAACAGCUGAUCGUGAGCGAAGUGAAGUCCAACUCUGUCCUCUACUUCGGCCUGUUCAACGGGAUGGAUCCUAAUCCGUCUCGGCAGCCUGGAUACAUCAUCAUGUCUUCUUUUCUCAUCUUCUACAAGUGAUGCUGCUCUAAACGAAUCACCACUGACAGAAUGAAUGUAACAGAACAGAUAUGAUUUAAUUUCCACUUUACUGCCUCUGGUUUUACUUUUUACUGCUUUAUAUUCUCAGGCUCUCCAUAAGACCUUUUGUUUUCUUCUCCAGCUGGAUUGUUUUGUUUCUGAGAGCCUCUCUUCUUUAAUUACAUGUAAUCAGGUCCAAUUAGAAACUGGGAUGUUUUUCUGUGAGUCAUCCUGCUGAUGGGAGGUGAAACCGUGCCGCUGCAGCUGAGCUCAUUGUUAUGCAAACUUGUUUUUUAUUUUACUUUUUAGAGUGUGAGCCAAGGUUCUGUUUGUUGGAUCAUUGUUUAUUCCAAACGCAGCUCUUUACCGUUUAGGAAAAAAAUGAAUUAUUUCACAUUUUGAAAGAUUAUCAUGGUCCAAAAUGAUUUCUAGUUGAAGCCCAGUUGAUAUGAAACUCAGUGACUUUGUCCAAAUGGAGCGUCUGAACAGAAAAAUAAAUCUGGAGAAUUACAGGUGAAUUUUCAGUGUUUUUUAUUCAACGUUUAUAAACCUGACGAUGAUCAAUAAAAAUUAAUUUUU